AUGUAUACAAUUCUUCAUGAAACGGAUGAUUCAACCGCAGUGAAUUUUAGUGAAUGUGGAAAAUUCUUUCCGGAGAAAGGUUUACAAAUAGUUACCAUUGGUGUUAAAUAUUUACGAAUUUUUCGUGCUAAUCCAUAUGCAUUAUUAUUAAAAGAUGAGCAACAAUGGGCACAAACAACACGAUUAGAAUGUUUAUUAGCUGUGCGAUUAUUAGCACCGGUACAAUCGUUUGCUAUUGCAAGAAUUUCACAGAAUCCAGACUGUGACAGUCUUCUACUUGGAUUCGAUGAUGCAAAACUUUCUAUUGUUGCCGUAAAUCCAGCUGAUCGGUGUUUGAAAACAAUUUCAUUACACUGCUUCGAAGAUGAGCUGUUGAAAGAUGGAUUCACUAAGAAUUUACCUCGUCCAGUUAUUCGUGUUGAUCCAGGUCAACGAUGUGCUUCCAUGCUUGUUUUUGGGAGAUACCUUGCUGUGUUACCAUUCAAUGACUCAAGUACCCAAUUACAUUCAUAUACAGUUCAACUUUCCCAAAUUGAUUCUCGUUUGGUUAAUGUGGUUGAUAUGGUUUUUCUUGAUGGUUACUACGAACCAACAUUAUUAUUCCUUUAUGAACCUGUUCAAACCACUUGUGGACGUGCUUGUGUACGUUACGAUACCAUGUGUGUAUUAGGUGUCUCAUUAAAUGUUAAAGAACAAGUUCUUGCUUCAGUAUGGCAAUUAACCAAUCUACCGAUGGAUUGUAAUCAAAUUCUUGCAAUUCCACGACCAGUUGGUGGAAUUUUGCUAGUUGCUACAAAUGAACUUAUCUAUUUGAAUCAGUCUGUCCCUCCAUGUGGUAUAUCGCUUAACAGUUGCAUGGAUGGUUUCACUAAAUUUCCAUUAAAAGACUUCAAGCAUAUGGCUCUAACACUGGACGGUGCUGUUGUGACUGUUGUUUCUACAAAUAAGAUUUUACUGUGCGAUCGCAAUGGACGAUUGUUUACACUGAUUUUAGUUACGGACGCAACAAAUUCGGUCAAAUCACUGGAGUUGAAGUUUCAGUUUGAAACGGUAAUCCCAUGCACGAUGACUUCCUGUGCACCUGGUUAUCUCUUCAUUGGCUCUCGUCUUUGUGAUUCCGUAUUUCUACAUUGUAUUUUUGAACAAUCUACGCUGGAAGAAUCUGCAACAAAGAAAAUGAAAUUGAGCACCGAACCAAAUGCGAAUGAAGAAGAUGAAGAUUUUGAGUUGUAUGGCGAAGUGCUUCCGAAAGUUGCAAAACCGGACGUAACAGAAGAAUUGUUGAAUAUUCGCGUGCUUGAUAAAUUGCUUAACGUCGGCCCUUGCAAGAAAAUAACUGGUGGUUGUCCGAGUGUCAGUGCUUACUUCCAGGAAAUAACCCGAAAAGAUCCACUUUUUGAUUUGGUAUGUGCUUGCGGCCAUGGAAAAUUUGGAAGCAUUUGCAUACUUCAAAGGAGCAUUCGUCCUGAAAUCAUCACAAGUAGCAGCAUUGAAGGAGUUGUGCAAUAUUGGGCUGUUGGGCGCCGUGAGGAUGAUACUCACAUGUAUUUCAUUGCUUCAAGAGAGCUGGGAACUUUGGCAUUGGAAACGGAUAAUGAUUUGGUAGAACUGGAAGCGCCGAUAUUCUCCACUUCAGAAUCAACCAUUGCUGCUGGUGAAUUAGCUGAUGGUGGUCUUGCUGUUCAAGUGACUACAUCGAGUUUGGUAAUGGUUGCAGAAGGACAGCAAAUUCAGUAUAUACCACUCCAAUUAACAUUUCCGGUGCGGAGUGCUUCCAUUGUGGAUCCAUACAUUGCCAUAUGUACUCAGAACGGGAGAUUAUUAAUGUAUGAAUUAACCAAUCAACCGCAUGUAUCUUUAAAGGAAAUUGAUAUUUCGAAAAGAUUACGUCAUGAGACGUCGCCAAUUACAUCAUUAUCAAUUUAUCGUGAUAUGAGCGGAAUUAUUCGAUUUUGUUCUGCAACAAAUAUGUCUCAACAGCAACAAGCAACUGGUGCUAAUAUGCAUAUUCCAGAGCAAGAAGAUUUUGACGAUGUGGAUGAUUUGCUGUUGUAUGGAGAUUCAAAAAAAUCAAAAAAAGAAACGGUGUCUAAACGUAGAAUUGUUGGUAUGAAAUUAACAGAACAAAAUACUCAUUUUGAUACCGAUGUAAUCGACCCAAAUACGAUUGUGCCUUCACAUUGGAUUGCAAUUGCUCGAGAAAAUGGAAACAUGUACAUAUAUUCCAUACCGGAACUACAUUUAGUUUAUAUGGUGAAAAAAAUUAGUCAUUUGCCGGACAUUGCCACUGACCAACCGUAUGUCGAUGACGAGCCAGUUACGGGAGAAGGUAUUGAUGCAAUGUCCGGAACAAUGACUGAUACAUUUGCUGUAAAGCCGGAAGAAGUGAUUAUGGAACUGCUUCUUGUUGGAAUGGGAAUGAAUCAAGGACGUCCACUGCUUUUUUUACUUAUUGAUGAUACGGUUUCUGCAUACGAAAUGUUCACUUACAAUAAUGGUAUUCAAGGGCAUCUUGCUAUACGCUUCAAACGACUUCCAUAUACAACUGUCACCAGGUCAUGCCGUUUUCAAGGUACAGAUGGCCGAGCAGCAGUUGAAUCAGUUCGAGAUGCUGUUAGACAUAAAACUGUUUUGCAUUUCUUUGAGCGAAUUGGAAAUGUAUUAAAUGGUGUCUUUAUUUGUUCGUCGUAUCCAUGUAUUUUCUUCCUUGAAAGUGGUGUACCACGCCUUCAUCCUGUUAAUCUUGAUGGACCGAUAUUAUCGUUUACUACUUUCAAUAAUGCAGUUUGUCCUAAUGGAUUUAUUUAUUUGACAGAACGAGAUCGGUUUAUGCGUGUAGCAAAGUUACCGAGCGAUAUGAUACUUGAUGCAUCAUAUCCAGUUAAAAGGAUAAACGUUGGAGCUACUGUACAUAGUGUUGUAUAUUUGCUGCAUUCAAAUACGUACGCCGUGUUGACAAGCGAGAAGAGGAAGGUAACAAAAAUGUGUGUGCUUAUAAAUGAUGACAAAACAUUUGAGGAACACGAAAAACCGGAUACAUUUGUGUAUCCGGAAAUGGAUCAAUAUAAAUUACAACUGUAUUCACCAGAAGAUUGGAAACCAGUACAGCAUGUGGAAAUACUUUUUGAAGAAUUCGAAGUAGUAACAUGUUGUGAAGAAGUUGUUUUGCGAUCUGAGGGUACUGUAUCCGGUGUACAAAAUUAUUUAGCUGUUGGGACUGCUUGUAAUUAUGGUGAAGAAGUUUUAGUACGAGGCCGAAUCAUCAUUUCAGAAAUUAUAGAAGUAGUUCCAGAACCGGGACAACCAACAAGUAAGCAUCGAAUAAAAACACUGUACGAUAAGGAGCAAAAAGGACCAGUUACAAGCUUAUGCUCGUGCAAUGGUUAUUUGUUAACUGGCAUGGGUCAAAAGGUAUUUAUCUGGUUAUUUAAAGAUAACAAUCUACAAGGAAUAUCUUUUCUGGACAUGCAUUUUUAUAUUCAUCAGCUAAUUGGUGUGCGGAAUCUUGCCCUUGCAUGCGACAUGUAUCGUUCGUUGGCUUUGCUACGAUAUCAGGAGGAAUAUAAAGCACUAUCAUUGGCUAGUCGUGAUAUGCGCUCUGAUGUUCAACCACCAAUGGCUGCUCAAUUUCUAAUUGAUAACAAACAAAUGGGAUUUAUAAUGUCUGAUGAAGCUGCUAACAUAGCCAUUUUUAAUUAUUUGCCUGAAACAUUGGAAUCAUUGGGAGGGGAAAAAUUAACGCUACGAGCUGAGAUUAAUAUUGGAACAGUUGUGAACUCAUUUAUUCGAGUGAAAGGCCAUAUUUCAAGUGGCUUUGUUGAGAAUGAAUUAUUCUCAUUGGAACGACAAAGUGUUUUGUUUGCAUCAUUAGAUGGAAGUUUCGGCUAUUUACGACCUCUUACCGAAAAAGUAUUCCGACGAUUGCAUAUGUUACAACAAUUAAUGUCAUCGAUGGUACUGCAACCUGCUGGUUUAAAUGCAAAGGGUGCACGAGCAGCUCGACCACAAAGGCCAAAUCAUUAUCUUAACACUCGAAAUUUAGUGGAUGGUGAUGUAGCGAUGCAAUAUUUACAUCUUUCGCUCCCAGAAAAGAAUGAUUUGGCGCGGAAAUUAGGGACUAGUCGUUAUCAUAUUAUCGAUGAUCUCAUUGAGAUUUGCAGGGUUACUGCGCAUUACUGA
Brugia malayi is the source of this 4179-nucleotide messenger RNA. It is a transcript of the gene Bma-cpsf-1, whose product is annotated as CPSF A subunit region family protein. Gene Ontology annotation, cellular component: mRNA cleavage and polyadenylation specificity factor complex; nucleus. Gene Ontology annotation, molecular function: protein binding; nucleic acid binding. The record is from RefSeq and is a predicted model, not a curated record. The transcript has 27 exons. NCBI's taxonomy places the organism in Eukaryota, Metazoa, Nematoda, Chromadorea, Rhabditida, Onchocercidae. The coding region runs from base 1 to 4179 and encodes 1392 amino acids.